ACGUGGCCGAUUCUCUUUGGAAGAAAUCCCACCAAAUAACAUAAUAUAAUUUGAACAUUUUUGUGAUUCUUUACACUAUAUUCCUAUAUAUCUGCCUUCAAUCUUCUUGCUUGUAGACUUGGGUUUUCCACUCCCAAGUCUUCCAUUUUUAUUUUCUCUCAAAAGUCUUUGCCUUUUCUCCCCUUCUUAUUCUUCUUCUUCACUCUGGUUUCUGAACUGAAAAUAGAUUCUUGGUGGCUGAUCCUUUCCUCUGUUUCUUGUUCAAUUUGGUGUCCUUAGUGGAAGCUAAUUCUGAUGAUUUGCUUGCGUUUGAUCCUUCUUCUUCUUCGUUGUUUUGCUGAUUUUACAGACUGAUUAAGCUUCUUCUUGCUUUGUAAUUCUGUUCUUUAUAUCCCCAAUUGUAAUUUGUGAUCCUAACCAAAACGCUCCCUCAGGCUUGUUAGAGUGAUUGUUCUUUCAGAUCUAACAUGUCUGUGGAAGACAUGGCUUCCUUGUCGGAGCACGGAAUCGACUGCCGCCGGAAGCAUUCAACUUCCCGGGACUGUACUAAACUGAAGCAAAAGCUUGUUAGGAUCAUCGUCACCGACGCUGACGCCACUGAUUCUUCUAGUGAAGAUGAACUGAUUUUGGGAUCAAGAACGGCAAUUAGGAGACAAGUAAGAGAAAUCACUAUUAAACGUUACUCUGUUCUUGAUGGGUCUACAGCAAAAUCCCCUGUUUCGGAGAUUUGCAAGAAGCGGAACCCUAGAUCACGAAGGUCUAAUAAACCAUCUCGCCGGAAAAAGUUCAGAGGAGUCCGUCAGAGGCCGUGGGGUCGGUGGGCGGCGGAAAUCCGAGAUCCGAUUCGCCGGAAACGGAUUUGGCUCGGAACCUUCGAUACGGCGGAAGAAGCAGCAGCGGUUUAUGACCAAGCUGCUGUGAAACUCCAGGGUCCAAACGCCACAACGAACUUCUCCGGUGACGGAGCAGUUACAACGGCGGGCGACGGCGGUAGCAAGGAGGAAGACGGCUUAGAAUCGCGGAAAACGACGGCGGCUUGGUCACCGGCUUCAGUGCUCCAUUACGACAGCGUAUUAACUCCGAUUGAGGAGAUGCUGUAUUGUGGAGAGGUUGAUGAGUUUGGAUUGGCCAUGGCGCCGGCGAGCUUGCCGGCGGCGAGGAGGCAGUGCGGCGGCGACGAAGAUUUCGGGGAGUUGGAGCUGGACUUGGACUAUUUCUUGGUUGACGUCAUUUACUAAGGGAAGAAGGUUCCGAAUAGCGUGGAAUGUCUAUUAAUAUUCAACGACGUUACGGAUUUAAUAUUAAUGAUGAUAAAUAUAUAAAUAUAUUAUAUUAAAUAUUAGGUGAAAUUGUGAUGUGGCUGAAAUUAAUUAUAAAUGACAAGUAUGUGGGAGUGUAAUAUUGUGAUUUUUUAUUCCCAUCAA
This is a messenger RNA of Benincasa hispida (wax gourd), 1424 nucleotides long. Its product is annotated as ethylene-responsive transcription factor ERF070-like. NCBI's taxonomy places the organism in Eukaryota, Viridiplantae, Streptophyta, Magnoliopsida, Cucurbitales, Cucurbitaceae. The record is from RefSeq and is a predicted model, not a curated record. Gene Ontology annotation, biological process: regulation of DNA-templated transcription. Gene Ontology annotation, molecular function: DNA-binding transcription factor activity; DNA binding.